This is a messenger RNA of Cercospora beticola, 654 nucleotides long. RefSeq lists its product as uncharacterized. The record is from RefSeq and is a predicted model, not a curated record. Lineage: Eukaryota; Fungi; Ascomycota; Dothideomycetes; Mycosphaerellales; Mycosphaerellaceae.
AUGGGAUACAUUCGCUGCAUCGCCGCUGCUCUAGCAGCUACUGGAGCCUACGCGCAAAGCGCCGUUCCGGUUGGAAGCUCGCCGGUGCCUCAAGGCAACACAGUCACGGUCUCGAUCCCGGCGGAAUCGCCAGCUCCAAGUCCCAAGCCAGUUCCUCCACCAUUUUUGGGUCGUGCUAUCACACCCCAGUGUCCAGUGGACGUUGUGGGCUGUGGCCAGAAUGUCACUGAAUGGAUCACGGACCAUCCGACAACCACAUACGUUACCACGAAUGUCACGCACGUUGUACCUCAAACCGUGACCGAGACCAAUGUGGUCGUGACUGUCAGCGUCACCACAAAAUACAACACGACGGAAGGUGUCUGCUCCACUGUCAUCCACGUUCCGGCUCCAGUCGAUACAGUCGUCACGGUCACGCAAAAUGUCACAUCAACGCAAUGGUGGCUGGAGAAGAAGACUACCACAAGAGUCGACACCGUCACGGUCAACGCCACAAGCACAGAUGCUUGUUAUAUCCCGCAGAAGUCACCAAUCGGGAGCCCGAUACGCGGCUCGACCACAAUCCUCACAGAUCAACCGACACCCUCAUCAGAGCCUGAAUUGGUAUUUGAGGAUGAGGACGGAGAGGAUCAUGCAUUCCACCCAGAGAUCUGA